CGAAGUCGGACGUCGCUGAAUCCGUUUCGAGUGCAGUUCGGAAUAUUUUUUAGAGGCGAGAGUGCGUAUUUCUAUGAAAUCAAUUUCGUGAAAAGGAAACUCAGUGCAAUUUUCGGUAACGAAGAGGGAAGACCGAGUAGGUCCGAGCCAUGAUGAGGACGAUGAAUCCUUGUCAUGCAUUGCGACUUUUAAUUGGUGCAGUUUUCUGUUUCCUCCUCCUGGUGGGAAGCACAAUUGCCGAUGGCAGCUGCAGCAAAGGAUGCCCCCAAUCUGAUAAUGGCCUCUUGAAGUAUACACCGGGUAAUGUCUACGACUAUGCAUUCGACAGCAUUCUAACGGUUGGCCUGAGCUCAGGCCUCGUGACUGAGGCGGACGACACCAGUCUCAAAGUGACGGGCUCGGCAAAGAUCUUCGCCCAGGGCAACUGCGGCUACACGCUACAGCUGGGCGCCGUAAAGGUCAGCAACACCAAGGAGUCGGUGGAGAAGAAAAUCCUCAGCAACAUACAAAAGCCCGUGCACUUCACACUGGCCAGCGGCCAGGUUGAGCCACAAAUCUGUACGGAUGGCAGUGAUUCAGCCUACUCGUUGAACAUUAAGCGCGCCAUCAUCUCUCUGCUGCAGUCGAGCACCGCUGGGGAGAACGAGGUUGAUGUUUUCGGCCAGUGCCCUACGCACACAUCGACCUCUAAGGUGGGCAACGCCGAAGCCAUUACCAAGGUGCGCAAUCUGAACAAGUGCGCGCAUCGCGAGCAAAUAAACAGCGGUCUGGUCUCUGGAGUCGUAAACGAGAAGGCGGGCAUUCGCUCCUCACUGCUGCUGCAGGCCGACUAUACCAAGGAGUCGAAGAUUGAGCGUGGCGUGGUGUCAAAUGUGCACCUGGUGGAGCUGUACAAAUUCACUGGCACCACCAAGGGCAACUCUGAUGUUAGCGCCAAGGUUGUGACCAAUCUUGUUCUGAAGUCUCCAGCUGGUUCGCCAGGUGCUGCUCCGGCUACUGGCUCGCAGACUGCCAGCAUUAUCUUCCAGAAACCCGAGACCUACACAGCGAAAAACAUCAACGCCUUAAAGACAGCUCUAUCGGAACUGGUGGACCUGACAAGCGAUUACGUGAAGAAAGACAGUGCCAAGAAGUUUGUGGAGCUCAUCCGCUUGCUGCGCAGUGCCGACACUGAUACCCUCUUGGAGCUGGCUGGCUUUCCCCACCCAAACAAGGAACAGGCCCGUAAAGUCUACCUGGAUGCACUUUUCCGCACCAACACCGCAGAGUCCGCGCGUGCAAUACUGAAGCAAAUUAACAAGCUGGACGAUCGUGAAAAGGUUAUUGCCAUAUUGUCAUUGAAUCUUGUUGAGACUGUUGAUAAAGAUACAGUAAGUCUUGCGGCCAACCAACUAACUCCCAACGCUCGCAAGGAACUUUAUUUGGCUGUGGGUAGCCUGGUCUCCAAGUACUGCGCCCGCAAUGGUUGCGAGCAAAGCGAUAUUGACGCGGUUGCCAAGAAGUUCGCCGAUGGCCUGAAGGGUUGCAAAGCCAACACAAAGAAGGAUGAGGAACGUAUUGUGUACGUCCUGAAGGGUAUUGGCAAUGCCAAGCAGUCAUCUGAUAAUGUGGUCAAUGCUUUGGCUCAAUGUUCUUCGCCUGGCCCCUCUACUCGCAUACGCGUUGCCGCUUUGCAAGCCUCCUCGGCCAUUGGAUGCAAUGCACAACUGCGUGCCAAGGCCCUGGAAGUACUAAAGAAUCCCAACGAAGACUCUGAGCUGCGUAUUGAAGCCUAUUUGAGUGCAAUUACUUGCCCGACUGCAGAAGUAGCCAAUGAGAUUGCAGAAGUUGUGAACAACGAGAAGGUAUAUCAAGUGGGUGGAUUUAUUGCAUCUAGUUUGAAGGCCAUUCGCGACUCAACGGACGCUACACGCGAAGAACAGCGUUAUCACCUUGGAAACAUCCGCGUGACCAAGCAGUUUCCCAGAGAUUAUAGACGCUACAGUUUCAACAAUGAAGUUUCCUACAAAUUGGAUGCCUUGGGUCUGAGCGCUAGCUCUGAUUACAAGCUGAUUUACUCACAACAGGGCUUCUUGCCUAGAUCUGCCCGCUUGAACGUGACAACCGAGAUCUUUGGCACCAACUUCAAUGUGUUCGAGGCCAGCAUACGGCAGGAGAAUCUUGAGAACGUACUGGAAUACUAUGUGGGACCCAAGGGUUUGCUGAACAAAGACUUUGAUGAGAUUGUCAAAAUGAUUGAAGUUGGUAAUGCUGGCGUUGGAGGUCGUGCCAGACGUUCCAUUGCAGAUGAUGCCGCCAAGGUUUCCAAGAAGUACAAGACUUAUGGUAGCAAGAACACACACGACCUGAACUUAGAUCUAUCUCUGAAGCUCUUUGGCUCUGAGCUUGCCUUCCUCAGCUUGGGAGACAAUGUGCCCAGCUCUCUGGACGACAUUAUCAAAACAUUUUCCGAGGUCUUCGAAAAGGCUAAGAAGGAGCUGUCUUCAUUUGAAAAGGAGUUCUCGUGGCAUCAUCUCUUCCUCGAUACCGAGUUCGCCUAUCCUACGGGUGUUGGUGUGCCCCUAGAGUUCUCAGCUCAGGGCUUCGUGGCAAACAAAGUUGACUUUGGUAUUAAUGUCGAUGUAAAUGCUAUACUGGAGCAGGAUUGGCAGCGUGCCACCUACCGUUUGAAGGCCGUACCCAGCGUUGAUGUGAACGUGAAUGUGCAACUCGGUUUCAAUGCUCAGGUGCUGGCAUCCGGACUGCGAGUUACCUCCACUGCUCAUUCUGCCACGGGAAGCGACGUCAGCGUCGGCCUCAUCAAGGGCGCCGAAGGCUUCAAUGUCGAUGUGCAACUGCCGCGUGAAAAACUUGAGUUGAUUGAUAUUGAAAUAGCAACGGAGUUUUAUGUGGCCGAGCAGGGCAAGCCACUGAAAUCGGUACCUCUGAAGACUGCCAAGAAGCAACAAAAGAGCAGUGGAAAUGAGGCCUGUUUCACCCCAUUGGAGGUUGUAGGCGUAAAGCUUUGCGCUAUUAGCUCAACUGUUUCGGAUCUGAGCAGCGGCAAAGUGUCUUCAGGCGAUACCUUCAAUUUGGCCCAGCCCUUCUCCGCUUCGGUAUAUGUGGUUACCGAACGUAAGUUCAACUUCAGAGGAUCACAUACAGUUCAGCAGGGUGUUAGCCAGCAAUGGAAGCUAGACUUCAGCACGCCCGGCUCGAAAGUUUCGCAUGAUACCAGUCUGACUUUUGAGCUAGGUUCCAAGCCACGCACCUAUGGUCGUCUUUCCCUCGACAAUCCCCAAUAUCAAUUUGCACUUGAAGCUGGCAUCAACAACGAUCAGCGGGAACUGGUUCUCUAUGGUCAGUAUGAGCAGGACAAGAACAUCAGAAAGAGCAAGAUUGGCUUCCUUAAAAAUGGCAACGAGUACAAACCAGUCAUUGAGGUGCAGGAUCAGAAUGGUGUGAGCAACAGCAUUAAUGGCUAUCGAGCCGAUGGCAAGGUAGUGGUACAGAAAACUGGCGAUAAGCAGUCGCGCUUUAGCUUCGAAAACUUCCAAGUGACGGGUCCCUCCAAUGAACGCGUCGUAGUCAAUGGUUGGGCCGAUGUGGGCCAAGCAUCACUGAACUCUGAACUUCGCAUUGCUCCCGGUCAGGAGUCCUAUUUCGUGAAAGGCAACUUCAAGCUCGAGGGUGGUCAAUAUGCUGCUGGUCUCUUUAUCAACGAUGAGCGUCAGCCCGACAAUGUGUAUGGAGGUUCAGCUCAACUUUCGGUUGCUGAUCAAGCCUACGCUUUGAAGGUGACUGGCAAAGCAGUGGCCUGGACUUUGGAUAGCGCAACAGAUCUACAGUACUCCAAGCCUGAAGGCUCAAGCAGCGUGAGGUCCAGCACUUUCUCACAGGAGCUGUCGGUGAAGAAUAAGAACAAGCCAGUUGGUGCAGUCAAGGUAAAGGCAUCUAGCGAUGUAAACAAAUUCCAGCUAGAAGCAGAAGCUUCUCGUGAACAGAAGGUCGCAUCUUUAAAUGUCAAAUAUGAAAGCAAUCAGCGCUCGGUGCAUGACUAUGCUUUGGAGGCCAAUGCCAAACUAAAUAAGCAUUUCAUCGAUGUCCUAGCCAAGUGCGAUGUGAAUGGAAAUCUUUAUGUAAUUGAUAAUGUUGUAAAGACUAGCUGGGGUACUUCAUUGACUGCCAAGGGUGAAUUAGGCCAACGAUACACGCCUCAGGAUGUACACAUAAAUCUGCAGGGCAGCGCUCAGCUCAGCAACAAGGAUAAGCCAACACAAUGGAUACUCAAAGUCAUUGGAACCCCUGAGAAAACAAACAGUGAACUGCGCGUCAGUCGCGACAAUGCCGAGCUCGUCAAGUUCACCGGAGAGUCGCAACACCCACAAGACAAAGUCUCAGCUGCUAAGGUGAACUUGAUCGUCAAGAAUUUGUUAACGGCCAAAGGCGACUUCAAGUUGGCCAAAAAUGGCAAAGGUGAUCUGACUGCCACCAUUGAAACCCAAAAGACUGAACCCAAACAUAAGGUUGAUAUUGACACGAAAUUCCAUAUACAAGCGCCCAAAUACGACAUUGAGACAAGCAUUACGCUCGACAGCGACAAAAAAAUCCACCUGAAAUCCGAAAACAACAUUGAUAAGCUGAAAUUCUCCACAAAGAAUGUGCUUACGGCUCUGGACAAGAAAGUCUCCUUCGAUGCUAGCGGCAGCGUGAAAGGCGAGUUGCGCACCAAUGGCGAAAUUCAGGGUAACUUUGCACUAACCGCCCCCGAUGGACGCGUUGUAGAUGGCAGUAUUAACCGCAAGACGAGCGCAAAUGCCAAGACUGGCAUUUCUCAGAGCAACAUAGAUCUGCAAGUCAACGAUCAAGAUCCCACCAAUGGCAAGAAGCGUUCAAUAGUGCUUAAGAGCAAGCUGGAUGUUGCAAAGAACAAAGAUAUAUCUGCUAACAAUCAGCUGACGUAUACCGAUUUUGAUGGUCAGGAAACUGAGGUGAAAAGCCACAUCAAGACUGUGAAAAAUGGUCCCAAAUCGACUCUUGAUGCAGGCGUGUCUGCACGCAGCAAUCUCCUCUCCCAACCCAUCGACAUCUCCGUUGUGCUUGAGGAAUACCCUGAUCAAGGUGAAUCGGUAGGCCGUGUUUCGGGAAAAUAUGGCAAUCGCGUAACAACCAAUGUCAAUGGCAAAUAUAACUUGGGCGACUCCAGCACGCCCGCCACCUUUGAGAUUCAGGGAAAUUUGCAAGUGCCUGAGACCGGCAUCAAGUCGUUGCAGUUAAGCGCAAAUGGCAAGUUCCUGAAACCCGCUGUAGAAAUUGGUAAUGGUGCCUAUGUUUUGGAACUGUUCGUCGAUGGUAAAACGGGCAGUGGCCAGUUUGUUCGCCUUAACACUGACUGGAAGGGCUCAAAUCAGGAGGGCAGCUACAAAUUAGAAGCACAAACCAAUAACAUGGAAGCCCCUCUGAAAUUUGAUGGCUCAUACCAGCGUGAACAGGCGGGCAGUCUGAGGGAAGGCGAUAUCAAUGGCAAACAGAAGUUUGCUUUUAAUAUAAACUACGCAGACAAGUACUUGAAAUCCAGUGCUGAUCUGAGCUAUGCUGCUGCUGAAACAGCCACACUACGCUUGAACCUGGACACAAGUGUGGAGGGCGUCAAGAACAUCGAGGUUAAUUUGCGCAGUCACAAGGCAGUUGAGGACACGUACGUUAUCGCUGCACAGGCCAAGCAGGAUGGAAAAUCCUAUGCUCUAGACACUAAGCUCUAUCGCUCCUCACACAAGAAGGGCUUUGAUAUUAGUGUAACGUUGCCUCAAGGCCAGCCCAUAGUGUUGGUGGCCAUUGUAGAAAUUUUGGGUGAGCGCAAGGCCAAGUUUGCAUUGGACAUUCAAAAUCUGAUUGAUCUGGAUUUAAAAAUCAACACGGAAUCCGCCUACAAUAAUAUCGAUGACUUCUACAUUACGAACCAAUGGACCUCGAAGAAACUGAAACUAGACAACUAUGAUCUGGAUGUGCGCGGCCAGGGCAAGGCCAUCACUGCACAGCUUAAGAAUGCUCAGGGACAAGUAUUUUCGGGUACAGCCACGUACACGCUAAAGAAGGAGAAAAAUAAGUCCAUCAUUGAGGGCCAGGGCCAGGUGCAAUAUCAGGGCAAGUCACACAGCGGUAACUUCAAGCUGACACACCAACUCUACGAGCUGGCGACCGAAAAGGAAGUUGGCUUCUCCUACACCGUCAAUGGUAACUUUGGACCUAAAAAUGGAGUUUCCACGCUGAAGAUAACAAACAAGGAGUUUAACACGAAGCUUUCCGUCUGCGAGGAGAAGAAGCAAUGCACCAAUGUUCAGGUACAAUCCAUCAUCACAGCCGACGAACAAAAACUGGACUCUGUACAGCAUGCAGUGAUCGUUCUAGUGGAUCUGCGCGAGCUGGGCUACCCCUACGAAUUCGAACUAAAAUCCAAGACGACACGUCAAGGCUUCAAAUACCAAUACAAUCUCGAUAGCGCCAUUGUGUCCGGCAAUAACAAGAAGUACCAGCUGACAGCUAAUGUGGUUCCCACCUCAUUAAUUGUAACGCUCGUGCUGCCCAGCAGGGAGGUUGUUUUCGAAACCACCCAGCAGAUACCCACGGAUAACAAGGUCUUUGGCCAUUAUGAGCUAUCGGCUGCAUUCUACAUUGACAAGGCGAACCGUCCAAAUGAUGUAGCUCGCGUUGUGGCUGCCGUGGACGUUGGUGGUGUGGAACGCAUUGCCGUCAAUGCCAAGGGUCAAGUGAAGCUGGAACAUCCAACCAUUCGUCCACUCGUCAUCUCGGGUAGCCUCGGUGCGAAUCGCGAACAGCGUUUCGUCAACACUGAAGUAACCAUUGACAUCUUCCGCACCCCCGAUCAAAAGAUCAUUGCCUCCAGUGAAUUGCGUGAUACUCAAGGACAAAAUGGCUUUAACAUCACCUCGCGUCAGCAGCUUCGCUCCACUGGUCUGCAAUUACAGUACGAGCUGAACGCUCAUUCUGCCUUUAAUACUAAGACCACCGAAUUCAGCAGUGGUGCCGAGCUGCAAAGCGCCACCAGCGAACUAAAAGUUGGUGCCUUCGUCAUCGCCAACAAGGAACGCUUGGAGGUCUUAGUCAACGCCCUGGACGAACAGAUUCUGCAUAUUGCCGGCAACUUCAAUACUCAGAAGAGCAUUGUUAAGCUCAACACUAAGCUGCAAGCAUUUGGACAAAAGCCUGUGGAAAUCACUUCUGAGGUGCACCCAACACUAGCCAAGAUCACUGUUAAGCGUCAGGGUCUUGUUGAUGCCAAUGCUGAGGUCAAACUUGGCAAGGAAUUCAAGUUCGAUAUUGUCGGCAGCGGUAAGCCAUUGUUUAAUGGACGUGUUGCUCUCGAUGCAGCUAAUUUCCUGCAGACCACCUACAAAUCGAAUGACCAGGAUGUCGACGGUUUCCUGAAAUCUGCGGAGGCUGAAAUCAAACAAGAGACUGAAGUCGUUACGCAGAAGAUUAAGCAGCGUUUCGAAAAACUGCGUCAGCGAGUUGAAGAGCAAGUUAAAUUGGCCAAGGAGAGUACCCCAGACUUCCAGAGGCUGAAGGACAGCUAUAACUCCAAUGCCAAGGCAAUUGUCAAGGAACUGGAAAGCGACCCAUCAUUGGCGCCCAUUAUUAAUGCCAUCCAAAAUUGGUACGAGAAGAUUGAAAAAAUCAUCGACCAAAUUACCAAGACUUCAUCGGCAACGUUCGAAAAAUUACAGAAGACUGUCGUUGAGCUGUACGAACAGGCGCAAACCGUUUGGAGAGACUCAUUGCUUAAGACAUGGGAAGAGAUUGUAGUUGCUGCGACCAAGCUGGUUGGACAGGCCCGCAUCGAAAUUGUAAAUGCAUACACGAAAGCCUUACAACAAAUUUUGGAAGUUCUCGAGAAAUACGGCCCGGAACUAAAGAAUUAUGGCAAAGCGAUUAAAGAAGCCAUCAAACCACUGAGUGAAGCGGCCCAAGAACUAUUCAAGGUUACAAUAUCUGCCACCGAAGAGUUGAUUCAGGAUCUCAAAGAAUAUCUGGAGAAACUGCCCACAUUCGAUGCCAUUCGUGAUGAGGUAGCAGACAAGCUGCAGAAGCUCCAACUGGUAGAGAAGACGCUGAUUUUCCUCAACAAUGUCUUCGAUCAACUGCAAAUUCUGCCACAGACACCUGAAACCACCGAAUUACUGCAGAAGGUACAUGAGUAUUUGGAAAACAAACUGAAGCGACAGCCCGUCAACGAUGAACAAGUGCUCGAAGAGCUGGCUAAUCUGCUGCUCAAGGCACUGCGCUCCAUUUGGGCAGCCAUUGAGACUAAUGCACCAGCCGGCGUCCCCGGCGCAGCCAGUGGUGAUCUGCAGGCCUGGUUCGGCUCGCUACCCAGCACUGCGGAUACACUCAUCAAGUUGCCCUCACUAUUAUCCUUCCGCGCUAGUGUCAUUAACUUCCUGCUUAACGAGAACUGGGACAACGUCUUCAGCAAGAAUCUGUUCCAAUCGUGGGUCUUCUUCCAGGACUUUGAACUGCGCGGUCACAUUGUCGAUGGCCAACACAUCUUCACAUUCGAUGGCCAGCACUAUGCCUAUCCAGGCAAUUGCAAAUUGAUUUUGGCGCAGGACAGUGUUGAUAACAACUUUACUGUCGUCGCUCAACUGAACAAUGGAAAACUGAAGGCAAUCACCCUGGCCGAUCGUGAUGGCAACUUCGUCGAGGUUGCCGAUAAUGUCGCUCUGAAGGUAAAUGGCAAACCUGUGGAAUAUCCACAGAACUUGCCUGGAAUUCACGCUUGGCGUCGCUUCUACACGGUCCAUUUGCAUUCGGAAUAUGGAGCAACCGUUAUGUGCACCACAGAUCUUAAGGUCUGUCACAUCCAUGUCAAUGGUUUCUACACAAGCAAGACCCGAGGUCUGCUGGGCAAUGGCAAUGCAGAGCCCUAUGAUGAAUAUCUGCUCAUUGACGGCACUCUGGCCACUGAUUCUGCUGCUCUUGGCAAUGAUUAUGGUCUGGGCAAGUGCCCUCCUGUUGCAUUCGAUAUUGGACAGGUUGAUAGUCCAGUACGCGCUGAUAUUUGCAGUAAAAUCUUUGGUAUUGAGUCACCAUUGUCGCUAAGCUUCUUGGCCUUGGACUCAAAACCGUAUCGCAAGGCCUGUGACAUUGCUGUACAAAAGGUUGCCGAGAAGGACAAGGAAGCUGUCGCCUGUACCUUUGCUUUGGCCUAUGGAUCUGCUCUGAGAUUCCAAAAUAAGUGGGUCGUGCUGCCAACUGCCUGCCUGAAAUGCGCCGGUCCCGCUGGUCAACGUGAGCUCAAUGAGGAAUUCACCGUUAAGAUACCGACCAACAAAGCCGAUAUCGUAUUUGUCGUCGAUGUGAACGUCAAACCUGUAGUGUUAGCCAAUCUCAUUGCCCCAGCCAUAACUGAAAUACGUGAAUCGCUCAAGUCCCGUGGCUUCUCCGAUGUCCAAGUCGGUGUUGUUGUCUUCGAUGAAACAAAACGCUACCCCGCUCUCCUCACCAGUGACAAUGGAAAAAUCAACUACAAAGGCAAUGUAGCCAAUGUGCAGUUGAAUGGACCGAAGAACUUCUGCGACAACUGCGUUGAACAAAUCAUAACUGAGAAGCGCAUUCUAGAGCUCUAUAAUGCUCUGGAGCGUUUGAUUAAGAAUGUUGUGCCACAGGCCGAUGAGAAGGCGUUCCAAUUGGCUUUAGACUACCCAUUCCGUGCUGGCGCGGCCAAGAGCAUCAUUGGAGUGCGCAGCGACUCGCUCGAGUACAACAAUUGGUGGAAAUUCGUACGUGCCCAAAUUAUAGGAACUGUGACUAAAUUCGACGGCGCUUUGCUGCAUCUGAUUGCACCAGUAAAAGGAUUCUCCUUGGAGGGUGUACAAGCCGAAAAAUUAGUUGGUUUUAACUCGCGUCUGGUGGCCACAGUCGAUGGCAAGGAUAACAAGAAGCGCGCGAAACUGCAGUUCGAUAAUGAUAUGGGCAUUGACUUUGUACUAAACAACGGCGGCUGGGUGUUUGCCACACAGAACUUUGAAAAAUUGAAGGCCCCAGAGCAAAAGAAGGUUCUCAACCAGGUCACAACCUCCAUUGCUGAUACACUUCUCAAGACCGAAAUAGUUAGCGAUUGCCGCUGCCUGCCCGUCAAUGGUCUUCAUGGCCAACACAAGUGCGCCAUUAAAUCCUCGAGCUUUGUGCCCAACAAGAAGCCGAAGGCAGCGUAAAACCUUUGUCCGGUUCUAACUUUUGGAACACAAUCUAAUUUUUGAUAUGCAAAAUGUUGUAAUGCUUAGAUUGUAAAACAAUACAUAAAUAAAAUUAAAAAUAUAAAUUAUAAUAAUA
Scaptodrosophila lebanonensis is the source of this 10332-nucleotide messenger RNA. It is a transcript of the gene apolpp, whose product is annotated as apolipophorins. The coding region runs from base 150 to 10214 and encodes 3354 amino acids. Gene Ontology annotation, molecular function: lipid carrier activity. The transcript is spliced from 8 exons. Lineage: Eukaryota; Metazoa; Arthropoda; Insecta; Diptera; Drosophilidae. Gene Ontology annotation, biological process: lipid transport. The record is from RefSeq and is a predicted model, not a curated record.